AUGAAUCCAUACGAGCCCGUAGAGGGAUUGUAUGUGAAUGCUAAACAAUACCAUCGUAUUCUGAAAAGGAGAGAAGCCCGCGCUCGUCUGGAAGAACGUUUACGUGGAUUGCAAACAACGAAGAAGCCAUACCUACAUGAGUCAAGACACAAGCAUGCAAUGAGACGUCCCCGUGGCCCGGGUGGACGAUUCUUGACUGCGGAAAAAGUUUCGCAGCUAAAGGCUCAAGAAGCGUUGGAAGCAGGGAAAUUGGAAAACCCUGGCAGUUCAGAAAACCAUAGUCUAAUAGACACACUGGACUCUACCCCCGCAGGUGCUCCGAGCAACGAAUAUAUAACCACGAAUGAGACUGGCGAUGACAGUCCUUCUUCUACUCUUUCCUCGCAAGUCCCCGCCAAUGCCGCUGGCGGCUCGGCAGGGUUGGAUUUAACAAGUGCUAAGGAAGAAGCUUCCCAGAAUCCUUCGAUUUUCGGCGCUUCAACUUCGAAUUCGAAUCUUCAUUCCGUUUCUGCUAGUCCAAAUGCAAAUGCAAAUGCCCAUACGCAUACUCAUUCUGGUGCCGUAAAUGCGAGUCGAAAUGGCGCUGGCUCUUCUACUAGUCUUCCCGCGCAUGCAUCAAGUGGCCCUACCGGUGUGGGGAAUUCUGUUAAUCCUCAGAUCCAUACUUCUUCUGCUACAAUCAACAAACAGCAUCAUCGACAACCCGACCCUUCGUCAAAUGCCUCUACUUUGCCUGGCAAUGAAAAUCUACAACUUCGAAAUGGUAAUCCAUCCGCCGUUCCCGAUUCUCUUUCCGUAAGAGGUCCCAGUGUAGAACUUGGUUUGUCGAACCCAAUGGUCUUACAAUUGGAUCCUUCAACUCUUCUGCAUGCACCUCCUUCCAACCAAAACUCACCUCGUGCUUCCUUCUUCCCUUCCUCAACUACUGGUGAAGGCCGACCCUCACCUUCUGUCGCUAAUCAUCACCAUUCUACCGUCAGCAAUCCUAAUUACGGAAAUCUACCCAAUACUACUCAUCCCAACGAUGUCUUUCACAAGAACGCUACGCAAACCUACCACACUACUCCUAGUUCCGAAUUGGCUGGACCUAAUGGUGAUUCAUUUGCAGAUUUAGAUGUAUACCAAACAAAUGAUCCUGUAACAAAUAGUCUUAUUCAAUCUCAUAAUCCCAUGGGUCCAAUUGGAGAUUUAGGUGACCCAAACGCCACUCAUAGCUCUGGGAUUCCAAACUUAAGCAGUCAUCAUAUGGGCCAUCUUAAUUUAACAGACAAUGACCAAGAUUCUAUAAUAAUUGAUCAGCAAACGUACGCUCCCCAUGAUUCCACUAAUGCUCAUCCCUGA
Molecule: messenger RNA, 1341 nt
Organism: Schizosaccharomyces octosporus yFS286
Lineage: Eukaryota; Fungi; Ascomycota; Schizosaccharomycetes; Schizosaccharomycetales; Schizosaccharomycetaceae
Product: CCAAT-binding factor complex subunit Php2
Exons: 1
Coding region: 1-1341 (446 amino acids)
Biological process (GO): regulation of transcription by RNA polymerase II
Cellular component (GO): CCAAT-binding factor complex
Molecular function (GO): DNA-binding transcription factor activity, RNA polymerase II-specific; RNA polymerase II cis-regulatory region sequence-specific DNA binding
Source: RefSeq, a predicted model, not a curated record